This is a messenger RNA of Cricetulus griseus (Chinese hamster), 1404 nucleotides long. Lineage: Eukaryota; Metazoa; Chordata; Mammalia; Rodentia; Cricetidae. The record is from RefSeq and is a predicted model, not a curated record.
AUGGCGACCCCCAACAACCUGACCCCCACCAACUGCAGCUGGUGGCCCAUCUCGGCGCUGGAAAGCGAUGCGGCCAAGCCGGUGGAGGCCCCCGACGCGCCCGAGGCAGCCAGCCCCGCCCAUUGGCCCAAGGAGAGCCUGGUUCUGUACCACUGGACCCAGUCCUUCAGUUCGCAGAAGGUGCGGCUGGUGAUCGCAGAGAAGGGCCUGGUCUGCGAAGAGAGGGAUGUGAGCCUUCCACAGAGCGAGCAUAAGGAGCCCUGGUUCAUGCGGCUCAACCUGGGUGAAGAGGUGCCAGUCAUUAUCCACCGAGACAACAUUAUCAGCGACUACGACCAGAUCAUCGACUACGUGGAACGCACCUUCACAGGAGGUAUGCUAUGCCCCAUAGGUGUGGGCAGGCCCUUGGUGGUAUCCACAGAGCAUGUGGUAGCCUUGAUGCCUGAGGCAGGCAGCCCACAACACGCCCGAGUGCUGCAGUACCGGGAGCUGCUGGAUGCACUGCCCAUGGACGCCUACACACACGGCUGCAUCCUGCACCCGGAGCUCACCACGGAUUCCAUGAUCCCCAAGUAUGCCACGGCCGAGAUCCGCAGACAUUUGGCCAAUGCCACUACAGACCUCAUGAAACUGGACCACGAGGAGGAACCACAGCUCUCUGAGCCCUAUCUUUCCAAGCAGAAGAAACUUAUGGCCAAGAUCCUGGAGCACGAUGAUGUGAGCUACCUGAAGAAGAUCCUUGGGGAGCUGGCUAUGGUGCUUGAUCAGAUUGAGGCAGAGCUGGAGAAGAGGAAACUGGAGAAUGAGGGGCAGAAAUGCGAGCUGUGGCUCUGUGGCUGUGCCUUCACCCUGGCGGAUGUCCUCCUGGGAGCCACCCUGCACCGCCUCAAGUUCCUGGGACUGUCCAAGAAAUAUUGGGAAGAUGGCAGCCGGCCCAACCUGCAGUCCUUCUUUGAGAGGGUCCAGAGACGCUUUGCCUUCCGGAAAGUCCUGGGUGACAUCCACACCACACUGCUGUCAGCUGUUAUCCCCAAUGCGUUCCGACUGGUCAAGCGGAAGCCGCCAUCAUUCUUUGGGGCAUCCUUCCUCAUGGGCUCCUUGGGUGGGAUGGGCUACUUUGCCUACUGGUACCUCAAGAAAAAAUACAUCUAGAGCUGGGCUGGGGCCUGGUGUGUGAUUGGCGGUGUCUCUGUGCUGUGUGCUUCCCAACUCCCUCUCAGUAACUCACUGUCCCAUGAGCUCUGGACAGAAUUUCCUGCCCCUUCUCCCUAGUAAUUCUAUUGUCAGUGUGACAACAUUUCAUAGUUUAGAAGUAGACAUUGCCAACGCCGUGAUUUGAGGCCACGGCUCUACCAGAGGAGAGAGAAAGCAAGAGAAAAGAAACCCGAAUGCCUUUGCUUCUGA